GGGUUCUUUUCAUUUUGAAACAACGCUCUUUUUGAAAGGUUGACUUUGGAAGUCUCCAUUUCUGUGACUUCUUACGAGUCCCAAGCAGAGCACGUUUCAUCGAUAAUGUCAGUUGAUCUGGGAAAAGCAUACACGCAUAGGAACGCCAUCUUUGCUGCACCCGGCCAUACGUCUCUACAGAAUCGCCGGACUUAUUUCACGCAUGCCUUUGCCAAGACGAAUGACUUGGUCCUUCGCGACGCCUUAAACCUUAGCAACUCGCCCACUGUACCGCUAGAAAACACCCAGAGUGAUACGUUGCUCAUGGGGAAGAAGCUCGCAAGGAACCGGCGCAUCCAUUUGACGCAGAAAAGACUCACAGACUCAGAAAUGAAGGGGCUAAUGUCGCCGGAAUAUUUACCUCUCUCGCAUUUCUGGGCGGGUUUAAAGGACAGAGUAAACGAAAUACGUGACAUUGAACUCUCAUAUCUGGACUACGCCGUUUGGGAAUCCAACUACCACCUCGUUCAAUUGACACGACAAGCCUUCUUCAUACACCCCACCGCUUUCCCCACAACCAACACUGCCGAGGGCCACGCAUGGAUUCAAAACCCUGACGAAGAGACCAUACGCAGAGAAACCGCCCGCAAAGAGGAGGUUUUUUCUUCCCAGCAUAAUGAUGAUUUGGCGCUUCCUUCGUUCAUAGUCAUCGAUCUUAUUACCAAGGAGCUAGAUUCAAUAUGCCAACACGUCGAGGAUAUCGGAGAAAGCAUCUAUAAUUCUUUAGCAAUUACCGAGACCACGUUGACCUACAAGCGAAUGGAUGACAACGACGACGCCGACGACAAGCAAACGCAGCCUACGCAGGCCACCCAAACAUCAGCACCCACGACACUUCUACGCUACGCGCGUGUCGACGCGCCCCCGCCACUUCUACGAUAUGCGCAUGUCGACGAUGCACUUUCGCCGAUUGUACGAGCCAAGGCCGUUAAAAAACCUCUGCCAUACAAGAAGACCAAGCCAGCCUCACCACCGUCUGUAAAAUACAAGCUGACCGGCCCGCCCAAGGGACUUUUACGAACCGUUCGUGUUGGUUCCACCAAGGACAAGACAGAGCCCGACGCCUCGAUGACUAGCCCCAACCAAGUGCUCGAAGUCAAGGACGGCCGCAUCCAAAUCACGCCGUUCGCGCCGGAACCUCCCGCCCCCCAAAUGCGCAUUGUCUGGGGCUCAGAAGCCGUUCGGCAAACGCAGCGAGGCGCGCUCGAAAGGCGCAAAGCGAAGAUGGAGAAGGCCUCAGCGCGCGCCCAGCAGCAAAAAAGCGGAGGCAUAGUACGACGCGUGAAGUUCGACGCGCUCGCGCCCGGCCAGCUCGAGGACUCGCCCAUCCGGCCCUACACGUCACACACAGAGACGCAGGUCCCAGGCUUCGAGAAGCGCAUGAUCACAAUGGCGUCUUUGCCGCUCGCCAAGCGCGUGCGCAAGCUCCCGACCACGACGCCGCUGCACCUCCGCGUGCUCCUGCUGCGCAAGCAGCUGUCGCGCAGCCAUCGCGUCCUGCGCAAGACGUUUAACCUGCUGGGCCGCAUGGACAGCGUCCGCGACCGCUGGGACCAGAUCGUGCUGUGGCGCGCGCAGGAGCUGCGGCGGCAUCAAGACCCCCAGGGCGCCCGAGGCCGCGAGUUGGAGCUGCAGAAGCGCUCCUCCCCGCUUGAGCGCCUGGCGGGCAGCAUGCGGGUUUCGGCGGAGGAGGAGGUCGAGGACGCGUUGGGUGGUGGGGUGGGGGUGGGGGAGGCGCUGCCGCCGACGACGUUCUUUUUGGAGAAGCCGCUUCAGAGGGGGAGGGGCGGGGGUGGGGGUGCUGGUGUGCGUGUGGGUGCCGAAGAGAAAGAGUACCAGGCCCAGCAACCGCGGAUCAGGAAACUGGUCUCGGAUACAGGGCUGACGCCUGCGCAGAAGCUGCUUAGAGCAGAAAUGUUCGAUCUGGUGCGGGAUCUGGACCACUUGCUCUCAGACUUAAAUAAAGAGGGGAGGGACGGGGAUGAGGACGACGAGUUUGAGGAUGGGUAUGGGUAUGAGGAUGAGGAUGAGUUUGAGUUUGAGUUCGAGAAAAGGGAUAGGGACGGAGGAAAGGGAGGGGAUGGGGUGUAGAUGGGGAAUGUUGUACAUGUACUGUACUGUACGGUCGUUUGAGCGGGACGCUGCUUUGGGGCGCGUGGGGUGUAUAUACAUGUAUGUGUACGCAUAGCACGGAAGCGCGCUGUUUGGACUGGUCCUCGGGUUUCGUCUGUGGAGACUGCUGUUAUAGACAUGUGGGUGCGUGGUAUCCGUACGGGGUAGCAGUGUCUUGAUAUUCGCUUGUCCAAGUCUGGCUGUCCCCUUACUCCAAUGGGCAAUUUGCUCAAAGUCCAUUGAGAAGCUUGGCCG
This is a messenger RNA of Aplosporella prunicola CBS 121167, 2406 nucleotides long. RefSeq lists its product as uncharacterized. NCBI's taxonomy places the organism in Eukaryota, Fungi, Ascomycota, Dothideomycetes, Botryosphaeriales, Aplosporellaceae. Bases 106 to 2130 code for a protein of 674 amino acids. The transcript is spliced from 2 exons. The record is from RefSeq and is a predicted model, not a curated record.